AUGAUGACGGCCGCUGACGCGGCUGCCGUCUUGACCGCGGCUGACGCGGGUCAACCCGGGCCCACGACCCAGAAACGCCAGCGCGCGGCACCCUCCGCUAACGUCGCGCAAGUCAACGCCCCCCCCCCCCCCCCCCCUUUGACUGCGCAGCAGCUGCAAGCGCUUUUCUCGCUAUUGCAGCAGCAGGCGCCCGGUACAAUUGCUACAUCGACGGACUAUAAUUUUGCGUCCGUAAAAACGGAUAAGCAGAAAGAGGCAGUUGCAACUCGCACCACCAAGGUCGCCCGCGCCACCACCGCCGUUCCUGCGCCCGCCCUGCCUACUGAACCAGUUCAAGUUCCUGCAAUUCACGACAGCGACAACUCGGACAAUGACGACGGUGAGGCCCCCGACAACCUUGCCCGCCGUCGCAUUCUUGCACCCGCACCCCCCCUACCUCCCCUUAACCCGUCACCCACAGCUACUACCUUCAUGCGCAAAGGAGUGCGCGACCAGGCAGAGGUAUUUUCUGCAAUUCAAGCGCACCUGAGGCAUGUCGAGUUCAAGCUCCGCAACGGCGACGUCGAGGGCGCACUCUCCAACGUGGCGCAAGUCGAAACGCUCAUCAACAAACGUUUCGAGGUGCUCUUGGUGGCGGACGAGGCCGGGUUUGAGGCGGCGGAUCGGUUCCAGCUCUACCAAGCCAAGAGCGUCCUCACGUCGCGCUCUUACAAGCUUGCGGUAGCCGACGUGGCGGCCCUCAAGCGUGCACGCACCGGCUUCGCCCGCGGAGGUCGCCUUCCCGCUCGAGAUGGCGAACCGGAGAGCAAGGGCAUGCCAACCGGUGUGGCGCACAAGGCGGCGCACAAGGCCCCGCACCCGUGGUGUGAGAGGACCCAUGGGGCGGUGCCCCUUGCCACUAUGCCGGGGGGCGUAGGUGGAUGCACCGGUGGUGCGUAG
Closterium sp. NIES-65 is the source of this 939-nucleotide messenger RNA. The record is from the annotation of a GenBank genome assembly. NCBI's taxonomy places the organism in Eukaryota, Viridiplantae, Streptophyta, Zygnematophyceae, Desmidiales, Closteriaceae.